Plasmodium vinckei vinckei is the source of this 2961-nucleotide messenger RNA. RefSeq names its product rhoptry protein, putative. The record is from RefSeq and is a predicted model, not a curated record. NCBI's taxonomy places the organism in Eukaryota, Apicomplexa, Aconoidasida, Haemosporida, Plasmodiidae. The coding region runs from base 1 to 2961 and encodes 986 amino acids. The transcript is spliced from 2 exons.
AUGGAUCAAAUUGAUAAAAAUAAAAAAAACAAUGAGCUAUCUAGUACAGAUUUAAAAUUAUGUGACAAUAUAUCUGAUGACGAACUAAAUUUUAGCCAAGAAAAUGUAUGGGAUACGGACAUAAAUAUUAUAGAUGAUGAAAUUAGUAAAAUAAAUGAUAAUGACGACUCCUUAAUCCGUACAUUAGAUAACAAACUCGAUAGCAGCAACGCCAAAAAUAAAAAAGCUGAAGAAUCAGCAGCACAUGAAAAUGCUGAUAAGUCUAUAAAUGAUAUCAGUUCAAAUAUAAACUUAGAAUUCUCUGAAAAUGUAAGCAUAAAUGUGGGUGAUGAGAGUAAAAUAAAAAAUAUAAAAAGCGAGGAUAGCAAUGAUUCUUUAGUAAAUACUAAAAGGGAAGACGAAAUUGUAAACUUUUCUAAAAAUGAUCCAGAAAAUUAUGAACAACUAAAAAUACAAUAUAACAAACUUAUGAACAAGUACAAUGAGUAUCAAAAUGAACUAGCCACAUUGAAUAACAAAUUAGAGGAAUGUGAAACAAAAUGUCAAUCUUUUAUAGCCAAAUUUAAGAAUGAAGAAAAUAAAUGCAAUAAAUUGGAAAAAAAAUAUUACGACUUGGAAUUUAUAAUGAAAAAAAAAGAUAUUGAAUUUAAGGAGAAUACAGAAAAAUUAAAUAAAGAUAUAAAUAACAAAACAAUUGUUGUAGAACAAUUGGAAAAAUGUGUAGAAGAAUAUAAAAAUAAACUAAACGAGUCGCAAGACUUUUUUAUUCGAAAUGAAAAAAGAAGUUUAGAAAAUAUGGAAAAUAAAGUGGCUUGUUUAGAAAACAAAUUAAGAGAUAGUACAAAUGAAAAUAUAUCAUUAAUAAACCAAAACAAUGAACUUAGCAAAAUGCUAAAUGAUUUAAAAAUCCGAAAAGAAGAAAAUGAAAAAAAUUUAGAAAGUUUAAAAUAUAACAUAAAAAUGAAUGAACAUGAAUCUUUUUCAAACAUUGAAAAAAUUCAAAAACAAAAUAGUCAGAUAGAACUAUUAUCAAAUGAAAAUAGUAAAAAUGAAAAAAUAAUAGAAUUAUUAAAAAAUGAUAAAUUAAAAAUAGAAGAAGAAAAUGCAAUUUUAAAAAAAAAUUUAUUAACAGUACAGGAAGAAUUGAAAAAAAUUGAACAACAUAGUUAUGAUAUUUAUGAGAUGAAAAAUUAUUUAGAAACUACUCUUGAAAAACAUAAGAAUGUAAUGGAUCAAUUAGAGUCUGAAAAAAAUCAAAAAGAAAAUCUAAAAAUAAAAAUAAAAUCCUUUUUAACUGAAAUUAAAAAUUCAGCUAUUGCAUUAAAAAUGUACAAAAUGAAAUGUUCAUUUUUUAUUAAUAUUAUAAAAAAUUAUGAACAUAAAGUUUCUGUCUUAGAAAGCAAGUUGGAAAAUUACGAAAUGGAUAGAGAAUGGAAUGCUGAAGGAAUAAAUAAGAAAAUUUGUCAAAUUCGAAAAACUCAAAAUGAAAACACAUUAAACUCUGAAGAUCCAAACUUAUUAUCUAAACUUGAUAAUGAGGAUAUACAAAAUGACUCAACACACACAAUGAACAAUUUCAAGGAUGAUGAAAAAUUUGAUAAUACCACCAAUUAUAAACUAAGUGAUAGCCAAAAUGAAUUAUUAGAAGAAAAGUUUUAUCUUGAAGAAAAAAUAGAAAAAGAAAUAAAUAAAAAAGAAGAAGCUUUAAAUAAAUUAAAUAAUCUAGAAACAGUAUUGAAAAAAAAGAAUUUAGAAAUAAAUGAUAAAAAUUAUAAAAUUAAUACAUAUAAAUUAUUAAAUAAAAAUUUACAAAAAAGUAUAACAAAUUAUGAACAUAACAUAAAUUUAAUGAAAGAAAAUAUACAUAAAUUAGAAAAAGAAAUUGAACUUAAAGAAAUUAAAAAUUUAGUGGUACCACCUAAAAUAGUUGUUAAUAUUUCAAAAUUAUCAUCAUUUGAAAAUAAUUUUAAAAAUGAAUUAAAAGAGUUAAUUGGAACAUCUUCAAACUUUUUGGGAAAUACUUUUAAAUAUAUAAAUGAAAAUCCAUUAAAAAAAAAUUUACAAACUAAUCCAUUUUUCUUUUCUUCAACUGAAAAAAAAAAUGAUAACACUACACAAAUAGCUAAUAAUAAAAAAGACAAUUUAAUAAGUACCUAUAUCAACGAUACUGUUGAUGUUACAGGAUUUGCUAAAAAUUUUAUAUAUAAUAAUAUGAACAAAAUACCAAAUUUUAUGAACGAUAAUAACUAUAAAACGGAUGAAUAUCAAAAUGAGCUAGCCAAAAAUGAAAAUAUUUUUUCUGAACAGUCAGAAGAAAAACAAUUCGAAAAAUCCUCUUUACUAAGUGACGCAAUAUGGAACAAACAAAACGAAAACUCAUAUGAGGAAAAACAAGUUAUUAGCACUCAUUCUAAUAUUGACGACCAAAAUGAUAAAGAUAAUGAAAAAAGUGAAAAAAGUGACAAUAAAUAUAUUGACCUUUUUAUGGGAAAAAAAAAUAUGAACACGCAAGGUAACAAAUAUAAUGAAAAAACAAAUGAUGGUCAAGUUUCUCAAUUUUUUAUAAAUACAGAAAAUAAAAUUAAAGAUCUAUUUGAUCUUGGUAGAAAAAAAAAUUAUAAUAAACCAAAGGAAAAAACAGAAUCCUUUCAAGAUAACACAAAUGAUAUCACAACUUUUAGUGAAAAGUUAUUUGGAAGCCUUCGAAAUAUUGACAAUAACAAUAAUUAUGACAUAGAAGAAAAAAAUUUUAAUGCAAACCAAAAUGAUAAGUUCAUGGAAAAUAUAGAAAAACCAAUUACACAAAAAACGGAAAAUAACUUUUAUAUAAAUAAAGAAAAAGCUCCUCAGGAAUUUAAUGCUAAUGAAGAAAACAAAGAUGAUCCAGAACUCAGCUUUUCUGGUGAUGAUGCACAAAUAAAUGAUGUAUGGGACGAAGAAAUAGACAUAGACAAUUUUUAA